This is a messenger RNA of Columba livia (rock pigeon), 4148 nucleotides long. RefSeq lists its product as uncharacterized. The coding region runs from base 282 to 2117 and encodes 611 amino acids. NCBI's taxonomy places the organism in Eukaryota, Metazoa, Chordata, Aves, Columbiformes, Columbidae. The transcript is spliced from 12 exons. The record is from RefSeq and is a predicted model, not a curated record. Gene Ontology annotation, biological process: regulation of gene expression. Gene Ontology annotation, molecular function: POU domain binding; DNA binding. Gene Ontology annotation, cellular component: nucleus.
AUACCCGAGUAUAAAAACGGGGUGAGAAUUGCAGCCAAGAAACUCCCCAAAGCCGUUCCCAGUGAUUCCAGACUGCUGGCUUUAUUCUGCACCACCUCGCUGUUGAACAGAGGAGGGAAGCUGGACCCAGCUCACCGUGGCUCAUUACGCUGGAGAACAAAAUACAAUCACCACGUUCUCAAUGUGAACCUGGAUUGAUUUUUUUUUUUUCUUAAACACGACCGAAUAAGCUUUUUCGCUUGGCUUUUAUUCUUCACUCCUUUUCCGCACCCGCAGCGGUCAUGUUGCAAACAGUCUGCACGAGUCCUGAGCUACUGGUCAAUCAAAACACCAGCGAAAAUGAGAUCAGUGUCUACAGUCCAGCCCAGGGAUCUCCACUGCCUGGAGAAACCGCCAGUCCCAAAAGCUAUUGCCAACAGAGCCCAGCCUUGCCAGACUCUGGAUUAACCGAAUUUAAUGUUGCAAGUCCCAAGAUUCACCCUUCUCCUUCACAUAAACCUCAAGAGAUGUCUGCUCCCACUGACUCUGGACUUAGCUCUGGUCCCCCUCAGAAGUGCUACAUGGGAGUGAGAGUAAAGAUGCCAGUACGAGAAUUACUGAGGAAAAUUCGGCUUUCCAAAGGUCUGGACCCAGCUCACAGCAAGGAAACCUCAUUAAUGAAGAUGGAAACCAAAGGAUCCUCACGAAAAACAGCAAAGAGAAGAGUUCACCCUUAUACAGAGAAACAGCUUAGACAGAGCAAGCAGAGUGUUGGGCAAACACUAAAAGGCUUAGAGGACCUUGAUAUCCUGGUGGAGGUACUGCAGGAAGAUCUGAACAAAAGCCAGCUGAAGAAGGAGUCUCUGCAUUCUGUGCCGGAUGGCUUUUGCCAGGGCUUCUCUGCAGAUCUGCAAACCUCUUGGUGGGAAAGUGGAGGAAGCAAGCAGGCAGCUGGUGGCCCGCAGGAAAGACAUCACACCUUAACUAAGCUGCAUUCGUACUGCUGUCUUAGAGAUUCCAACUCAGUAUUGCAAGGAGAAGUAGAGACUUCUUUUCACAACUCUCAGAAAAAUAUGCGAGAGUCGAACUCAGCAGGAAUAUGCUCAAGGACAAGCGAGAAAGAGAGUGCCUGGUGGGUACAGGAUCCAUGCACAAGUACCCACGGAGAUUUCCCAAGGCAUUCUGCACAGGACACAUCUCCACACAUUAACCCAUCAGGAGGCUGUUCAGAGGUGCUUCUGGAAGCUCACACAGGCUCUCCAGACUUUGAGGGCUAUUUGAAGUCAACCCAAAUUUCUCUCACGCAGCAGGAUCUUUCUGCCAUCUCUUUCUUCCAGUUCCAGCUACACAGGGAAGAAAGUUUACUGAGAAAUAUCCCAGCGGACAAACUGCUCGCACCUGAUGAAAAUGGCAACAGGCUGCUGCACAAGGCUGUUGCGCAGGGAAGAAGAGCUCUGACUUAUGCUCUUGCACAGAGAUUUGCAUCCUUAAAUAAGAUCGAUGAGAAGGAUGCAGAGAAACGGACUGCAUUACAUCUUGCUGCAGAAAAGAACCAACACCUGAUGGUGAGUGACCUGAUAUCCCUAGGAGCUAGUGUCAAUGAACAGGACAGCUUGGGGAAAACUCCACUCCACCUAUGUGCAGAGAAUGGAUAUUUGAAGGUUUUAGAGGUUUUCAAAAACUGCAAAACCAACGGCAUAUGUGUGGAAGUGAAUCUGACUGACCAUUAUGGUUUAACACCGCUGCACUGUGCCGCUCUUGCCCACACUGUCUUAGCUACGGAAUCUCAAAAAACUGACAUUGAUACUGACAUGGGAAGGUUUCUCAGAUUACGCAAAGAUCAAAUUCUUGAGGGAAUUAACUGCUUAUUACAAAUGGGAGGAAAACCCGAGCUGCAGGUACUAAAUUCGCGACACAUUAAUACUACGUGUUUAAAAAUUGAGGAGAACAGAGAACUCAUGUGUUUGCUUCAGACUCAUAAACCUAAGACUCAUAAGCAGAACAUUCUUCAAGAGAGUUACAAUUGGCUGGAUGCUCCAAGAAAAACGCCCAGUCCGUCAUCAUCAGAUAACUUCUCUGAACCUCUUUCCAUGUCAUCUUCAGACCACUUUGACAUCACUCUUAAAGGGAGACGCUGAUAAGGCUCCUUAUCUGCAUCUCAUGGUCCGUGUGCCGCAGCUGUUGCUGAAGAAGAGAGAGAACAGAGAGCAAAAGUCUUCAAAUGUAUUAUAGCUUGAACUGACUGUUGAAGAUGUCUCCUCAGUGCCCAGAAUUAGAGAGUAAAUCCAUAAAUGGGGAAACCCUCGAGCCAGGUUUCAACAGUGUUAAGCAUUCAGUGUUAGAUGCUCCAGUAAAUGAACAGGUCUUAAAUUUUCUCACAAAGCUGAGCACCCAUACUUCUCUUCUGAAGUCUGUGUAAGCCGUACAUGUUCUUGUUCUACAUUCUAAAGCUUUUUUUAAUGCGGGUGCCAAGCUUAAGAAAAAACCUUUGAUUUUAGCCAUUGAGAGCCUAGUCUUGAGCGCACCAGUGUGAGAUUAGUCUCUACAGUCUGAACUUCAUGUUCACGUGCUGAAAAUCUCCGACAAUGCGUAGUUUUAAACACGGGCUAUGGGAACCCAGAAACUGAUGAGCGAUAUUAAAUAUUUCCUUCAGUCCUGCCCUUUAUGCAAUCAGAAUUUGCCACCAAUAAUAGAUUGUAGGUGAAGUCUGGGUCAGAAAGCGUUUUGAAUCAGUUCCUUUCACUCCGAGUGAUCCAACUGAGUAAUAUACCUUUAUAAAAUUUAAAUAUAUAACAAAACUUUACAAAAAGCACUUUUUAUACUAAGCAAUUUUGCAAGUUAGAAAGACGACAAGGAGCUUAAAUUAUUCUGUGCUGCCACGUAUCCAAGUAUUCAACAGAAUUCCUAGAAACUAGACAAUUAUUGCCCCCCCCAACCCCAUCUUUCCAGACUUAGUGUCAUUUUAUUUUAACUUCUGAUUGUGAAUUAGCUGGUUUCUAUGAAACUUCCCUGUUUGCUACAUAUGGAGCAAUCUACAUUUACAUAACCUACACAAUGACUGAUCCAGCAAUCAACUCACGUACGUACCUCCUGUUGAACUAAAUGGGAGAUUUUUCACGUGGAACCGUUGCGGGAUCUGGUAUUAAGUACUCAGAAUGUUUGGGGAAUGUGUUUUAAAUGAAUCCUUUGUGUUUUCUUCUUGUAAAAAAGGUUACUUUCCUCUUACUGGAUAUCCUUAAGUGUUAAGCUCCAAGAGCUACAUUGCACAACGUGAACUAUGCUUUACUGAAAAGUGACAGUGUUUAAGUUAAUUCCACUGGGAUUUGGGUCAUAUCCUAUGUUUCUUAUGCCCUGAACAGCUAAAUAGUGUUCUGUAUUCUCUCUAGUCUGAAUGAGACAUGAUACUUUAAUACUUUUAAGUAUUUUAUUAAAAAAAAAAUACAGUUAUUCACUUGCUGACUUGUAUAACACUAUGAAACAUUCAUCCACCUCCUUCCAUAGACACCCAUUGUUUUAAUUAUGUGAAAUCUUUUAUUUUUCCUUUUCCAUCCCAGGUUUUACUUGGCAACACAAAUACUUUCCUCUCUGAUGAUUUUUCUCUGUCCCUCCCACCACUUCUCAUUCAUCCUUCACUUUUACAUUUUAACUCACAUUUGCGCUCACAGAACUUGCUAUUCGUUUGAAGAGAAUUAAUGAGGAUCUUCUAGGUUACUCAGCUUCCAUUGGUGCGAUUUAAGGAUCAGAUCCAACACACAUUGGAGUUCAAGACUCCUUACAUGCAGUGAAAACUGACUGAGAAAUUCUGCAUCACAUACAGAACAAAGGAGGAAGCAGGAUGGAGAACAAAUAGACAAGUGCAUCAAUAAGCAUCCUCAGUGAAGAAAAACGAAUUUGACCACUGGAUACCUUAAAAAGAAUUCGAGAAGCAGUGUAGAAUACUAUAACAGUAUAAUACUAAUCAAGCUAUUUUAGUCACAUGGAAACCAUUCGGAUGAAAGGACAGGAAUCUUAAGCUAUUAGUAUGUAUCAUUUAGUCAAUAUACUCAAAGCUGAACUAGUUUGUAAAGUAUAUUCUACAAGAGUUAUGUAUUAAUUGCAUUGACAUUAGUAGGUACGCUUUACGUUGUUCUGUUGUUCCUUCUUGUCAAUAAACAUAUUACUUUGUGCAG